Messenger RNA from Artibeus jamaicensis (Jamaican fruit-eating bat), 312 nucleotides. It is a transcript of the gene GAST, whose product is annotated as gastrin. Bases 1 to 312 code for a protein of 103 amino acids. Gene Ontology annotation, molecular function: hormone activity. Lineage: Eukaryota; Metazoa; Chordata; Mammalia; Chiroptera; Phyllostomidae. Gene Ontology annotation, cellular component: extracellular region. The transcript has 2 exons. The record is from RefSeq and is a predicted model, not a curated record.
AUGCAGCGACUGUGUGUGUGCGCGCUCCUCUUGGCCCUGGCUCUGGCCACCUUCUCCGAAGCUUCUUGGAAGCCUGGCUCCCAGCUGCAGGACGUACGGUCUGGUCCAGGGGUCCAUCGGGGCCUGGGUCCACAUUCACCCGACCGGCUGGGCCCAGCCUCUCGCCACCAAAGGCAGCUGAGAUUCCAGGGCCCCCCAGACCUGGUGGCAGACCUAUCCAAGAAGCAGGGGCCGUGGCUGGAGGAAGAAGAAGCAUAUGGAUGGAUGGACUUUGGCCGCCGCAGUGCUGAGGAUGGAGACCAGCAUCCCUAG